Messenger RNA from Cydia fagiglandana, 687 nucleotides. RefSeq lists its product as uncharacterized. Lineage: Eukaryota; Metazoa; Arthropoda; Insecta; Lepidoptera; Tortricidae. Bases 5 to 532 code for a protein of 175 amino acids. The transcript has 4 exons. The record is from RefSeq and is a predicted model, not a curated record.
AACGAUGGUCCUGCCGAGUUUCGAACCGGAGAUUCCCGAGUAUUGUCAGAACCACAGCAUCUGCGAGGAAGUACCGAACUAUCCCCACGAAUACAUCGAACACUUACUGCAAAACAAUGCUACGGUGAGAAAUGCAUUGUUCUUGAUGAUGGGUGGACUUGGCGACGCUAGAGGGUGCAUGGCUAAUAAGGAUCCCAUCAAAGUGGAAGUAUGCCAAUCUAAAAUGAAAUUCGUUGAAGCUAAGGCUGGUCGAGACGUGAGUGGCCGCUGGCAUUUUCUAGUCGGCGCCCAACCGCUCUGCGAAGAGCUAUGCGUAAACCGUGACGGCCCAUGCGCGUACCCUGAUAAAAGGGACAGUCCCCUCAGCGUUCCCGUAGGCUACAAAGCUACUUGCAAACAAAACGUUAUUCAAACUCCCAGAGCAGGUCUAGACAAAAAUGGGGGUUUGAUCGUCAUCCCACUCCCUGUAUAUGCUGGAUGUUGCUGUUAUGUUACACACAAUGACAGUUUGAUAAAAUCCUUUAGAAAUUAAAGGAAACUUUCUAAAUAUGAAACGAAAUGAAACAGAUGUAAUAAAAACUUGUAAUUCUAGUGACCAUUCCUGUAUGGAUUAUGGUGGUCGUUCAAAGUUCAAAUAUACUUUGUUCAUGUCGGCCUAGCAACAAGCACUUAUGGUUCUUGCCUACG